Messenger RNA from Serpula lacrymans var. lacrymans S7.9, 1398 nucleotides. RefSeq lists its product as uncharacterized. Lineage: Eukaryota; Fungi; Basidiomycota; Agaricomycetes; Boletales; Serpulaceae. Gene Ontology annotation, biological process: proteolysis. The record is from RefSeq and is a predicted model, not a curated record. Gene Ontology annotation, molecular function: cysteine-type endopeptidase activity. Bases 1 to 1398 code for a protein of 465 amino acids. The transcript is spliced from 14 exons.
AUGGCUAUAACGCAUCCUGGCACAGAAAGGAAACCAAAGAAAAAGGCACUUGUUAUCGGUAUCAACUACAAGGCACUGCACAAAUUGGAUCGCGAGAAACGACCUAGCCAAGAGCCUACUCAGAUUCUUAAAGGAUCUCAUAACAAUGCUAGACAUAUAAAACGAUUGCUUAUUGAGACGUUCCACUUUCUUAAACAAGACAUCGUUGUCAUGCUCGAUAAGCCGCGCCAUGACGAUGACAAGAUAGUACCAACUCAAGCCAACAUACAACGUGAAAUUCAGAACUUGGUAGAUGGAGCCAGGGCGGGAGAUCAGUUCUUUUUAUCUUAUUCUGGACAUGGUGAGCAACGGACUGCCAUACCAGACGGGCACGAGGAAGACGGGUUGGAUGAAGCAAUCGUUGGGUCUGAUGGCGAAAUAAUCCUUGACAAUGAUUUGAAGAAGAUGCUUCCAGAUGCACUUCCCUUCCGCAGUCAUUUAAUGGUCAUCUGGGAUACUUGUCACUCGGGGACCAUGCUUGAUCUUCCUUAUACAAAGAUUGCUAAAGUGCCCACGUUUAUGAUCGAGCAUGUGGUAUCUCAUCAUCUCUCUACCUCCACGGUGGCUUCUGGAUACGUGCGCCAAACCUUUAUCUCCCGAGCUAUGUCUCUUAGUGUUCCAUAUGGGCAAUCUCCUGAAUUACGCCACUGCUCGACACUAUCGGCUUCUUACAAACCAAAAGGAGAAUCAGAGAAGCGCAACUUUUCUGCUCAAGAAUGUCUCUCUCCUGUGGCCGAAUCACCAUCUACUUCUACUUCAUUACCUUUUUCCCGGGAACCCAGUUCAAACUACACAGCGGUUUGGGGCUGUGCAGGAAAUUGCCGCAAGUCUAUGUUCUUGAGUAGAGCCUCUGUGAUUUCAAUUUCGGCCUGUACAGAUAGUCAGAGUGCGUUUGAGUAUCCAAAUGGGGACUCGUUGACUGAAUUUUUCAUAAAUGCAAUAAGUGAAUGUACUUGGCUAACAUAUAUCAAGACAGUGGCUAACAAUUAUGAUGCAGAAUCAAAAGCUCAUUUAACAUUCAAAGAACUAGUAGCAGAAGUAAAUAAAGAUGUGCAUAAAUUGUCGGAGGACCGACACCGGGAGGCUCGAGGAAAUUACGACACUGGCAAAGCUGGCCCAUGCACUUGCCAUUUAAGCUCUCGCUCCGACACUGACUCAGAUGAGCAGGAUGUUGAGAUCUCGAGUUAUGACCCAAUGACUUCAACGGGCAUCAGUGGAUUGGCUGCCAUCUUUCGGGCCGACCCAAGCGAGAUCUCUUUUCACUCGCCUCUAGCAAUUAUCCUCCUCGAUAUCCGGCUUGCCAGUGGGGAGACACUUGGCUGUUCAGAAUCUAUACCCCUCAGACCAUGGCAUUUCUGA